AAUGUCAAAUUCAGAAAUAUAGUGAUUUCACUUUACCGCACCCAAUAUUUUAUUUUGAAAUUAAUAUUAUUUGUACUAUUUAGCAAUAAAAUAAAAAUGGGUGAUCAUUUACCGGCAUGUGUAAUAGACGUGGGUACGGGCUACACCAAAUUAGGAUUCGCCGGUAAUAAGGAGCCGCAGUUUAUCAUUCCGUCAGCCAUAGCGAUAAAGGAAACGGCUAAAGUGGGAGAUCAAAGCACAAGACGUAUGACUAAAGCCGUAGAAGAUUUGGAUUUCUUCAUUGGCGAUGAAGCAUUUGAAGCUACGGGCUAUUCCGUCAAGUACCCAGUACGUCAUGGAUUGGUCGAAGAUUGGGAUCUUAUGGAAAGGUACAUCGAGCAAUGCAUUUUCAAAUAUCUACGAGCUGAACCGGAAGAUCAUCAUUUCUUGAUAACGGAGCCGCCAUUGAACACGCCCGAGAAUAGAGAGUAUUUAGCUGAGAUAAUGUUUGAGUCAUUCAAUGUGCCUGGUUUGUACAUAGCAGUGCAGGCGGUACUCGCUCUAGCGGCGUCAUGGAAGUCUCGUACGUCCGCAGGUCGCACAUUCACUGGUAUUGUCGUAGACAGUGGUGACGGUGUAACUCACAUUGUCCCUGUCGCUGAAGGGUAUGUAAUUGGCUCAUGUAUUAAACACAUUCCCAUUGCUGGAAGGAAUAUCACUUCCUUUAUUCAAUCCCUCCUCCGAGAACGUGAAGUUGGCAUCCCUCCUGAACAAAGCUUGGAAACAGCAAAAGCAAUCAAAGAGAGAUACAGUUAUAUCUGCCCAGAUAUUGCAAAGGAGUUUGCAAAAUAUGAUUCAGACCCCACUAAAUGGAUGAAGAAAUAUACAGGUAUAAAUGCAAUCACCAAAAACCCAUUCUCUGUUGAUGUUGGAUAUGAAAGGUUCCUGGGUCCUGAAAUUUUCUUCCAUCCAGAGUUUUCUAAUGCUGAUUUUACAGUGCCACUAAAUGAAAUGGUCGAUGAGGUUAUUCAGAGUUGUCCAAUAGAUGUUAGGCGAGGGUUGUAUGGAAACAUUGUGCUGUCUGGAGGAUCAACUAUGUUCCGAGACUUUGGAAGAAGACUGCAAAGGGAUAUAAAGAGGACUGUGGAUGCAAGAUUGAAGUUAUCCACAAUGUUGUCUGAGGGUCGUAUUACACCCAAGCCCAUUGAUGUUCAAGUCAUCUCACACAACAUGCAAAGAUAUGCAGUUUGGUUUGGAGGAAGUAUGCUUGGUUCUACACCUGAGUUUUAUCAAGUCUGUCACAGCAAGCAAGCUUAUAUGGAGUAUGGUCCGAGCAUUUGCAGGCACAACCCCGUAUUCGGCACCAUGACAUAAUAUAUUACUUACUGCCAGUAUUUAAUUUUAAAAUACAAUUUAUUGAAAUUUAUAAAUAAGACUAAAUUCAUAUUACUUAUUAAUUCAAUCAAGACUUAUUCAUUAUUUUAUGUGUUUAUAAUUUACUAUAGGAUAAAUGUGUUACUUUAAACACUCAUUAUGAUUAUAUUGCUGGACUUUGAUAAGCAUUUAAUGUAUUGCAUUCCAGCCACAGCCAAAUAGUAAGAUUUAUAAAUA
Molecule: messenger RNA, 1590 nt
Organism: Colias croceus (clouded yellow)
Lineage: Eukaryota; Metazoa; Arthropoda; Insecta; Lepidoptera; Pieridae
Gene: Arp3
Product: actin-related protein 3
Exons: 1
Coding region: 97-1353 (418 amino acids)
Biological process (GO): Arp2/3 complex-mediated actin nucleation
Cellular component (GO): Arp2/3 protein complex; actin cortical patch
Molecular function (GO): actin filament binding
Source: RefSeq, a predicted model, not a curated record